This is a messenger RNA of Oryza brachyantha (malo sina), 1430 nucleotides long. Its product is annotated as GATA transcription factor 17-like. The transcript is spliced from 7 exons. Bases 88 to 1092 code for a protein of 334 amino acids. The record is from RefSeq and is a predicted model, not a curated record. Gene Ontology annotation, biological process: regulation of DNA-templated transcription. Gene Ontology annotation, molecular function: zinc ion binding; protein binding; sequence-specific DNA binding. Lineage: Eukaryota; Viridiplantae; Streptophyta; Magnoliopsida; Poales; Poaceae.
GCACCCACACCCCCGACGCUCCUACGGAUCGAAGCCCUAGGGUUUGCUCGCUCUCCGCCUCCAUCCCCAUCGUCCGAUCCCCCCGCCAUGAGCGGCCACCACGAAGCCAAGCCCUACCAGCCCCGCCGCGGCCCGGAGCGGCCCCCGCCCCCGGAGGAGGCAUCGGCUCCUCCCCCGGCCGCGGCGGCGCCGGAAGAGGCGGAUGCCGAUGCCGACGCUAUGGAGCGGUACGAGCACGAGCAGGAGCAGGAGUACGAGGAGGGGGAGGAGGAGGGAGAGGAGGAGCGCGAGUACGAGGGCGGGGAGGAGGCCGUCCCCAUGGACGCGGCGGCGGGGAUGGACGCGCACGGGGAGAUGGUGCCGGUGGCCGGCGCGGAGGCGGGCGGGUACCCGCACGUGGCGUCGAACACGCUCACGCUGUCGUUCCAGGGGGAGGUCUACGUCUUUGAGUCCGUCUCCGCCGAGAGGGUGCAAGCUGUGCUCUUACUGCUCGGAGGAAGAGAGCUCGCCCCAGGGUCGGGUUCGGCACCGUCGUCCUCAACAGCGUAUAGUAAGAAGAUGAAUUUUCCUCACCGAAUGGCAUCAUUGAUGAGGUUCCGGGAGAAGAGAAAAGAGAGAAACUUCGAUAAGAAGAUCCGGUACACUGUUAGGAAGGAAGUUGCACUUAGAAUGCAGCGUAAUAGAGGCCAGUUUACAUCAUCAAAAUCCAAGGCUGAUGAAGCAACAUCAACUGUGACUUCUUCAGAAGGUUCGCCAAAUUGGGGUGCAGUUGAAGGUCGACCUCCAUCAGCUGCUGAGUGCCAUCAUUGUGGUAUUACUGCAGCAUCGACGCCUAUGAUGCGCCGUGGUCCUGAUGGCCCAAGAACAUUGUGUAAUGCAUGUGGACUUAUGUGGGCAAACAAGGGUACAAUGAGAGAUGUUACAAAAGGUCCCCCUGUGCCUUUGCAAGUUGUGCCAUCUGGAACCUACGAUGUCCGGCAGAACGGAAUCAUGGGUGCGCCAGGUGUCGAGCAGCGAAAUUCCACAGCAGAAACAGUGGAGGAAGCAGUUCCUGCCGCUAAUGGCCAUGAGUCGCGGUCGGGAGCUGCGUGAUAAUAAUGCUCCAGAUCAUCAUCAGAUGGAGGAUGCUGCACAUCAGAUCGUCAUGAUGCCAAAAAGAAAAUGUAAAACCGGAUGUAUGAUAUGACCGGAUCUAGAAAAUUUAUGUGCAAAUCUGCAAUGCCGGUCUAUCCGGAAUCAUAUGCUUGUGGCCUCCUAUGGUUGUACCUGAGUUUAUAGCUUUACCUUUGGUGGUAGAUAAAUGUACUUGUUAAGCAUAUGAUUCCAUGAAAUAUCAACGCUUUACUUUUAUCAGGUGUAAUCGUUGAUUUUUACAGAUGUAACUUGAUCAUCAGGCCAGUUAAUUCCACAAACACAGCAUCAGUGCAUUU